Pelodiscus sinensis (Chinese soft-shelled turtle) is the source of this 1051-nucleotide messenger RNA. The record is from RefSeq and is a predicted model, not a curated record. NCBI's taxonomy places the organism in Eukaryota, Metazoa, Chordata, Testudines, Trionychidae.
UGGCUUUUUCUAUGACCAUGCCACUCACAACCAUCUGGGAUUUUCCUCCCCAGGUUGUGUUGGUCACACACCAAAUCUAACUCUGGGCAUGCUGACAGAACAUUAACAGGACAUUGCAAAAUAAAGAGUGGGUGGAGACCAGGGUUGUUUUAAAUAGAACCUGAACUCCCUUUCAGCUGCCACUGCAAACCUCCUUCUUGCUUCCUGAUCCUUGCACUUCACUGAAGGCGCCAAGUCAAUCAUGCUGAGAAACAUGUUGAUCCUGUCACCUCUACUGGCUGUGUUUCUAGCUGAUCCGAUAAAAGCGGCAUCGGUUACCCCUGUAUCUGGAGGAACAAGCAUGGAGCCGAGCAGAGAGCCAAGCACAGACCCUACUGAAGACCCCAGCAGGGAAGGAAGUGGAGAACCUAGUGGAGAACCAAGCAGAGAGCCCUGUGCAGAAGCAAGUUCAGAGCCUAGUCAAGAGCCAAGCACAGAGUCUACUGAAGAACCAAGCACAAAACCAACCCAAGAACCAAGCACACAAUCUCCCAAAUAAAUUGCAAAAUGAAUCCUGACAGAAGACAUGUGAUCAACCCCUCCUGCUGGCUUCGGCUUCAAUGAAGAAAAAUUCUAGCCAAUGGGAGGAGAAAGAAAUACUUUCUAUAAUUUUAGAAGCUAAAACUUGUAAAAAAAUUAGCAACACUCGGCUGAGUUUCAACUAACCUCCAAUCAAUGCCGGCUUAUUUUAUUUAGAAUGCAUGUAACUGGAACACAUUAGACAGAUCACUGCUGACAUGUAACACUUUACUAUGGCCACGUUACUUAUAGUAGAACCUCAGCAGAAAGUAAGGGGGCAUCCCUCUAAACCUGCUGCCAGUGCUAUGCCCCUUUUUGCAAUAAUCUAGUACAUUGUAAUUGAUGCAAAUGGAAGACUGCCUUCUGCUAACGCUGCCAGCUUUUGGCAGUUUCUCUCAAAUCACAUUACAGUAAACUUCCGAUAAUCCGGCACCUUUGGGACCCAGGGGGUGCCGGAUUAUUGGAUAUGCCCGAGUACCAGAAGGGGGGCUAU